This is a messenger RNA of Drosophila rhopaloa, 1595 nucleotides long. Its product is annotated as UDP-glucosyltransferase 2-like. The coding region runs from base 24 to 1595 and encodes 523 amino acids. The transcript is spliced from 2 exons. Lineage: Eukaryota; Metazoa; Arthropoda; Insecta; Diptera; Drosophilidae. Gene Ontology annotation, molecular function: UDP-glycosyltransferase activity. The record is from RefSeq and is a predicted model, not a curated record.
ACAAAUGCACGAGCCGUCUGAAAAUGUUGGUUUUCAGUUCAUUCACUCUCCUAGUGAUUUUUCUGCCCGGUUUCUUGGAGGGAGUUCGCAUCCUCGCCUUGUUUCCCAUACCGAGUCACUCGCAUUAUUACCACGCCUUACCCUAUCUGAAAAAUUUGGCCUCUUUGGGUCAUGAAAUAACCUCUGUGAGCCCGUUUCCAUCGAAAGAACCUAUGAAUAAUAUAAAAGACGUUCCUGUUCCAGAACUGUUUGACAAUAUUGACGAUAUGAUUAAACAUCUUUCGACGCCCUUAAACAGUUGGGAUUAUUCUGAAUAUAUAAACAAUUACAAUCUUAACCUCGUAAAGUUAGUGCUGAACAAUGACGGAGUUCGUCGAGAAGUACUUAAGCCAGGAAAAGCUCAGUUUGAUUUAAUAAUUGUGGAUCUUUGGCGGCUCGAUGCUCUCUAUGGUUUGGCGGCCUAUUUUGAUGCCCCAAUAAUUGGAAUAGCUUCCUACGGCACUGAAUUGAAGAUCGACGAAUUGGUGGGCAAUACAUCUCCGAUUUCUUACCUCCAUUCUCCGUCUUUUACCAGCUACGAUUUGGAGACCUAUGGAGGACGUUUGGGUCACUUUGUGCAACAAUCUAUUUUUUGGAUUAACUGGCGUUGGCGGCAUGAGCCAAAUCAUGAGGCGCUCUACAGAAAGUAUUUCCCGAAAAUAGCUGAUAAGCAACCACUGUCUGAGAUUACUCGAAACUUUGCUUUGGUUUUGGUAAAUCAACACUUUACGUUGGCUCAACCAAGGCCAUAUGCCCCGAACAUGAUCGAAGUGGGUGGUAUGCACAUUAAUCAACAACCCCAAGCCUUACCCAAGGAUUUUGAGGACUUUAUCCAAGAUGCUGGUGAGCAUGGAGCAAUUUAUUUUUCUCUAGGCACCAAUGUUAGGGCCAAAAAUCUGACAGAGGAUCGUAAGAAAGUUUUAAUUGAAACAUUUGCAAGCCUGCCACAGCGUGUCCUGUGGAAAUUUGAGGAUGAGAAUUUGCCGGAUAAGCCCCCAAAUGUUUUCAUUAGUAAGUGGUUUCCGCAGCAGGAUAUCCUGGCCCAUCCAAAAGUUAAGCUGUUUAUAACCCACGGAGGAUUGCAAAGCACCGUCGAAUGCAUUCACCAUGGCAAACCCAUGUUGGGACUGCCCUUCUUUUUCGAUCAGUUCCGCAAUAUGGAACAUAUCAAAAAACAGGGCCAAGGAUUGGUUCUGAACUAUAAGAAUAUGACAAGCGAGGAGUUCAGGUCGACUAUCAUCCAGUUGCUGACUGAGAAGAGUUUCGACAUAGCGGCUAGAACAGCAGCAGCUCGAUAUCGGGAUCAACCCAUGAAUCCUUUGGAAACGGCUGUCUGGUGGACUCACUACGUCCUGCGACACAAGGGUGCAUCCCAUAUGCGAGUGGCUGGAAGAGAAUUAAACUUCUUCAUCUUUCACAGUCUGGAUGUCUUGGGCACUUUUCUUGUAGCCUUUCUGGUUAUUCUUGCAGCUCUUGUCCUUUGUGUCGUUACGAUUUGCAGGAUGAUCCUAAGACGUGGAGUCGAUAAAGGAAAACAAAAACAGAAAGUUCAGUAA